GAUUGCGUGGGAGACACAACAAGGGGUGGGGGCCCGCAGGCGGGGCGGGGCGAAGCAGGUGAUAUCCAGCCCAGAGCCCCAGCCUCUGCCCACAGUCUCACCAUGGCCCGCACCGUGGUGCUCAUCACCGGCUGUUCCUCGGGCAUUGGCCUGCACUUGGCCAUACGUCUGGCUUCAGACCCAUCCCAGAGCUUCAAAGUGUAUGCCACGUUAAGGGACCUGAAAACACAGGGCCGGCUGUGGGAGGCGGCCCGGGCCCUGGCGUGCCCUCCGGGAUCCCUGGAGACAUUGCAGCUGGAUGUAAGGGACUCAAAAUCCGUGGCCGCUGCCCGGGAACGCGUGACCGAGGGCCGUGUGGACGUGCUGGUGUGUAACGCAGGCCUGGGCCUGCUGGGGCCGCUGGAGGCGCUGGGGGAGGACGCUGUGGCCUCUGUGCUGGACGUGAACGUGGUGGGGACUGUGCGGGUGCUGCAGGCCUUCCUGCCAGACAUGAAGAGGCGUGGUUCGGGACGCGUGUUGGUGACCGGGAGCGUGGGAGGAUUGAUGGGGCUGCCCUUCAAUGACGUUUACUGCGCCAGCAAGUUCGCGCUCGAAGGCUUAUGCGAGAGUCUGGCGGUUCUGCUGCUGCCCUUUGGGGUCCACUUGAGCCUGAUCGAGUGCGGCCCAGUGCACACCGCCUUCAUGGAGAAGGUGUUGGGCAGCCCAGACGAGGUGCUGGACCGCACGGACAUCCACACCUUCCACCGCUUCUACCAAUACCUCGCCCACAGCAAGCAGGUCUUUCGCGAGGCGGCGCAGAACCCUGAGGAGGUGGCGGAGGUCUUCCUCACCGCUUUGCGCGCCCCGAAGCCGACCCUGCGCUACUUCACCACCGAGCGCUUCCUGCCCCUGCUGCGGAUGCGCCUGGACGACCCCAGCGGCUCCAACUACGUCACCGCCAUGCACCGGGAAGUGUUCGGCGACUGUCCGGCAAACGCUGAGGCUGGGGCCGGGGCUGGGGGCGGGGCCGGGCCUGGGGCAGGUGCCGAGGCCGGGGCCAGUGGGGUGGGGGACCCUGAGCUCGGCAAUCCUCCGGCCGCCCCGCAGUAAAGGCUUUCUCAGCCGCUGUCUCCCGC
Symphalangus syndactylus (siamang) is the source of this 1115-nucleotide messenger RNA. RefSeq names its product hydroxysteroid 17-beta dehydrogenase 1 (gene HSD17B1). Lineage: Eukaryota; Metazoa; Chordata; Mammalia; Primates; Hylobatidae. Gene Ontology annotation, molecular function: estradiol 17-beta-dehydrogenase [NAD(P)+] activity. Gene Ontology annotation, cellular component: cytosol; cytoplasm. Gene Ontology annotation, biological process: estrogen biosynthetic process. The record is from RefSeq and is a predicted model, not a curated record.